AUGGCUCAUGGAUCUGCCGAGGUCCCAGAAGAAGUUGUAAUCUGGGACUUGUUGCUGUCUAAACCGAAAGGGGGUCGAAUUCGUUCUGCGGCUCGGAGCGGUGAGCCGUACCUUCAUACAACUCUACAUUCAGGUGAGCUCGGUAUUCUCGAGGCGGAGCGCGUCGCUGGCGAGGUGGGACUGGGAGACGCGGAGGUCGUAGCGGUUGGCCGCGUCCUGAAACGCAGUAGAGAGGAUAGGCUCAGCGCAUUGCCUGGCGACAUUCUGGUCAGCAUCCUCGACCGACUCGAUGUCCGCGACGCUGCGAGAACCUGCAUCCUCUCUAGACGGUGGAGCGGGCUCUCUGCUGAGCUCUCCCGACUCGUGAUAAAUGCCAAGGAUUUCGUGCCAGACGGGGUGUCAAGCGCCAAUAUCUCUGCUGGUGAUGACUUGGUUCGGACGAAUGCAGCCGUGGUUGAAGCGACAAAAAGCAUGCUGGCACGCAGGGAUCCGGGUGGACGACACACCGUCCGCCUCUUGAGCACCGAGUUCUACUUGAGCGAUAAUGUCCCCAUAUCCAUUGGACACGCUAUUGGCAAUGCCAUGGCCACACACAAGAUUGAGAAGGCCGAAUUCACAGUUCUGACAGUGAAGGAAAGCAAACAGUGCAGGCUUGAGGAUCAUCUGAACUACGGGGCCUGGUUCGUGUCAUUCUUUUAUGCGUGUCUCGAUGUAUUUACUGGUCUGACACGCCUCUCCCUGGAGAAUUUGAUAUUUUCUGAAUCUGACUUCCUCUCCAACAUCCUCGGCACUUGCAAGCAAUUGAAGUAUUUAGGUUUUCUCCGUUGCGGCACAAUGCGUAUGGUAACACACCAAGUUGAGCACGCGCAGCUCUGUGAGCUCAGUAUGGUCAGGUGCCUUUUUGGCAAAGUUGAACUCAAGUGGCUCCCAAGACUCACCCGGACAGACUUCGCGUUUUGGAGGUCUUUCGAAGAAAUACCGCUGUCAUUUGGUCAUGUCCCAUUGCUCGAGGUUGUGAGCCUCGAAAAUGCUGCUCUUAGUUGGCACAAGAUGAUCAAGUUAAGUACGUUACUUUGUGAGACCUCUGUACGGGACCUGAUGUUGGGGUUUAGAUGUGAAAAGAUUUGGGUUCAACCAGAGUCUGUGACCAAAAGGCUGGCAUCUGCGUUCAACCGACUAAAGAUUGUCAAUCUAGGUCAUAUUCCUGAAGGGUAUGAUCUCACAUGGACAAUGUUCAUUCUGGAAGCCGCGCCAUCCCUGGAGGAGUUCUACAUGACGGUAAUUGAUCAUCCGUGUGAAAUGCAAAUGGAUAAGGAUAAGAGGAGAGAAGGCUCGUAUAUCGAGGAGAAGGGCGUAGAGUGGGAAUCACCUACAUCAAAUUUCAAGCACCACCGUCUUACCAAGCUCAUCAUCUUCUGCUUCGAGUCUUACAUGGCGAGUCAUGUCAGGCGUGUCAUGAAUGCAGCGGUCAAUCUGAAGUAUGUGUACCUUUAUAGGAGACUGUCAUGUGACAAAUGCAAGCACAUGAAGCCUUUAAAGCCGAUUAUGUUUCCGCGGUCAAAGAAGCAUAGGUGUUCAAUGAGGAAACUAAUGACCCAGUGCAUCGAAUCAGGUGCCAGGAUUCACUUCCUGGACUUCUCUGUAAUGAGCGAUGAUCAUAAGGCAAGAUUACCGUAGUGUUUUCAUUAAAGAACCUUUAUCACUUUGUGUGCCUGAAAAGAUAGCUGAAGGCUUUUCAGGUAGUUUAU
Messenger RNA from Lolium rigidum, 1748 nucleotides. RefSeq lists its product as uncharacterized. The transcript has 5 exons. The coding region runs from base 1 to 1677 and encodes 558 amino acids. NCBI's taxonomy places the organism in Eukaryota, Viridiplantae, Streptophyta, Magnoliopsida, Poales, Poaceae. Gene Ontology annotation, molecular function: protein binding. The record is from RefSeq and is a predicted model, not a curated record.